This is a messenger RNA of Ctenopharyngodon idella (grass carp), 2039 nucleotides long. RefSeq names its product periaxin-like. The transcript has 28 exons. NCBI's taxonomy places the organism in Eukaryota, Metazoa, Chordata, Actinopteri, Cypriniformes, Xenocyprididae. The record is from RefSeq and is a predicted model, not a curated record. Bases 269 to 1117 code for a protein of 282 amino acids.
UUCUGGUUAAGACAGAGGAAGUCAGUGUCAGACUCAGUCACUGUCAGGCGAGUGUCUCAGAAAGCUGUAGCUCUCUAAUCUAUGACAGCAUGAUGAACCUGCUUUAUAUCUUUUUAUUGGUCCUUUGGUCAGCUUUCAAUUCGUCUGAUGCAUGGUACUAUACAGAGCCGCCUCCCACUACAACUCAACCUUCACUAACAGAAGCAUCUUCAAAUCCCUGCCAAUAUUGGAACAAUACACCAUGUGAUUGGACCACUACACAAGCCCCAUGGAGGAGACGAUAUUACCAGAUGACAACACAAACCCCAUGGAGGAGAUCGUAUUACCAGAUGCCAACACAAGCCCCAUGGAGGAGAUCGUAUUACCAGAUGCCAACACAAGCCCCAUGGAGGAGAUCGUAUUACCAGAUGCCAACACAAGCCCCAUGGAGGAGAUCGUAUUACCAGAUGCCAAAAGCACAAGCCCCAUGGAGGAGAUCGUAUUACCAGAUGCCAACACAAGCCCCAUGGAGGAGAUCGUAUUACCAGAUGCCAACACAAGCCCCAUGGAGGAGAUCGUAUUACCAGAUGCCAACACAAGCCCCAUGGAGGAGAUCGUAUUACCAGAUGCCAACACAAGCCCCAUGGAGGAGAUCAUAUUACCAGAUGACAACACAAACCCCAUGGAGGAGAUCGUAUUACCAGAUGCCAACACAAGCCCCAUGGAGGAGAUCGUAUUACCAGAUGCCAACACAAACCCCAUGGAGGAGAUCGUAUUACCAGAUGCCAACACAAACCCCAUGGAGGAGAUCGUAUUACCAGAUGCCAACACAAGCCCCAUGGAGGAGAUCGUAUUACCAGAUGCCAACACAAGCCCCAUGGAGGAGAUCAUAUUACCAGAUGACAACACAAGCCCCAUGGAGGAGACGAUAUUACCAGAUGCCAACACAAACCCCAUGGUGGAGACGAUAUUACCAGAUGACAACUCAAAGCCCCUCCAGGAGGAGACCGUAUUACCAGACGCCAACGUCAUAUUGGCGCAACCAAGAUGCCCCAGUGCCCAGCAUCACAGUGUUCAGGCAGAUGCAGGACAGAGAGCAUGUGAUAGUGAUGUGUUCAUUUGGCAGGAGGUUCACUGAGAGCUCUUUCCAGCUGUCAGUGAAGGGUGAACACAGCUACACACUGAAGAACCCACUGUGUUAUUCAAAUGAAAAGUGUGUGUUUGAUGUGAAAGUGAGCUCACCUGUUUCCUUCACCUGUGUGCAUGAGAUUAAUUCUGUGGUGAACCAUCACAGUGAGACCUACACCUACAGCCCAUCUGCUCAACCCACCGACAUGAGAACACCAGAUAACGAGAAGCAGAUCUUGGAUUUUUAUAAGGAAGGAGUAUCUUUAUUCUACGUCUGUUUUUUCACCUUCAUUGCUGUUGGUCUCAUUAUCAUGACUGCAGCAGUGAUCAUCACCUUCAUCAGGAGCAAAGCUAAAGGUUCAAAGAUUACUGGGGCAGCUAAUGACUAUAAAGAUGUAUAAGAAGACAGAGUUUCUCUGAAGAGGAAAGAAUGGACAACUAAUCAAUUAAUCAAUUCAGACUGAUCAAAUCAUUUUCUGCACGCUGAACUGUGAUAUACUCAUAUAUAUAUAUAUAUAUAUAUAUAUAUAUAUAUAUAUAGUGAAGGAAUUUUUUUAAUUAAUCAUAAUAUUCCUUUUUCUUGCAAGAUUAACAUUUAUAUGCUUUUGAAAACUAUAUGUCCACACUUGGGCCAGAGUUAGUGUGUCUGAAUAUAACAAAAGAGGAAACAAAACUAAAUGGCUGUCUAAAUAUAUAUUUUCUUUAACCUCAUGACCCUAUCAACAAGCUGAAGUAUCAAAGAAUCCAGAUUUGUUUUUACCUAGUAACAGAGAAUUAUACAUAUGAAGAACCAAUCAUAUUAGAAAAAAUUGAUGUAAUGAAUCAUGUCACAUUUUCUAUACACUUAUUCUAUAGAAAGUGUUGUACUCUUUUGCUCUCUCUGAAAUUGGUCUGUGAUCCUCCUAGCUGUGAUUAAAGCAUAUUCAAAGGCA